Hevea brasiliensis (rubber tree) is the source of this 662-nucleotide messenger RNA. Its product is annotated as protein NOI4-like. Bases 152 to 379 code for a protein of 75 amino acids. Lineage: Eukaryota; Viridiplantae; Streptophyta; Magnoliopsida; Malpighiales; Euphorbiaceae. The transcript has 3 exons. The record is from RefSeq and is a predicted model, not a curated record.
ACUCGCUCCCCUCCUCCCCUCUCUCUCUUUCUAUUCUUUGUCUCACUCUUCCUGCUUAUUUUCCAUCUCUCUUUUCUCUCCUCCUUUUUCUCUUCAAUCUUCUUUUUCUAUUCUCUUUUUCUUUUCUAGGAGUUGCUGCAAUAAAUCCUUCAUGUCGACUCAGGAUAAGGGUCGGCCUUUGCCGAAAUUUGGAGAAUGGGAUGUGAAUAAUCCUGCAUCUGCUGAAGGAUUUACUGUAAUAUUUAGCAAAGCCAGAGAUGAGAAAAAAUCCAAUGCAACAGGAGGGGCAGGAGCUGCCUCACAGAGAAACAAUAAUCUGCAUAAACCUGAAGAAAAUUAUCAGGACCCAACUGCAAAGAAAUGGUUUUGCUGUUUCUGAAUCUGUGAUACAUUGGAGAUGAAAAAAGAAAGAUUGUAAUUUGACAAUUGAGCUAUGAAAGUUUGAAGCUUUCGUUUCAGAUUCACUGCAGGGAUCGAAUGCUGAUUACAUCCUUACCUCUUCCAUCUAAUCUUUAUUUAACUGCUUUGUUUCAUGUCCCUCAGUAUUUUCUUAUAAUAAUCUAGGAAAUGAACAAUUGUUCAUAAAACAUAUAUAACUGCGAUUAACCUUUUCUAAUGUUCAUGUAAUUUCAUAGAACUUUUGUUCAGCUCCGCUAACUCUA